GUAGAACAGCGUACAAGGCGUUCUCUGAAUGGCACGUUAGCAGCGGACGAGAAGGCACUUACGUAGAGACUCCAUUAGAAACACCACUAUGCAACCCAUCUUGCUGUUCAUCGCUAUGUACGAAAUGCCGUGAGCACCAAACCACUACCACAACAAAGAGAUCAUAUAAACGUAGUGACUAUGCUGUCCGUGCAUCUUCGACGGGUCUGUCAACGAUUUACUGCACAUGGCUCGUCAUAUGGGGUUUUAUUCUUCACAUGUUGCUCUACUCCUGAUAUUAUCCGUAGGCUGCAAGCCCUGGUUACCUUUAUUUUAUCUGAGCAAAUAAUGUGUUGCGUUACAUCUCACCACAGGAAGCCCAAUCCUGGAUAAGCUCUUGCCCCACAAGUGCUACACACUAGUUGCUUCCACUAUAUUUUUUGCUAAAGUAUUUUCUUUUAUCACUUCUCUUUAAGUUCGAUCGGAUUCUAUUAUAUAUAUUUUUUUAUAAAACUCAAAUACGAAGAUCAUUAAUUUAAAAUUUUAUUCAGCCGCUAGAAUUAACAAUGCGCGGGCUCACAAUAUCGCGGGCUUCAAAUGGUCAGCGGAAAAAUCGGGUUAGCAGCAGUUUACGUAGUUUCUAUGGCAACCAUCCCUUUUGUUCUGCAAUUUUGCCAAACAUUCACAAAUCCACUUGAUUAUACAUUCUAUAAAGACUCAAUCAACGGAUAUGAAAGGAAUGAGCUGAGAAUAGACACAGUAUUAAUAUAUGGAUUGGAUCCACCUCAAGAUCUGUCAUUAACCAGGACCGCCUCAGCCUCCAGUAUCAUUAAAAUGUCCUGGAAACAAGGACAUUUCUUUGCCGAUUCGUGAUUGGUCGAUCGUGUGUAGCCAAUGAAAUUCUUUGUUAUAUACUGGCAAAUCAGAAGAGAUGCGAUGGACUAUCCCUUCAAGGGUUACUUAUUCUAGAUCUAUGCAUUUGUAUUAAAAAGAUAUUCAAAGAAAAUGUUCGAAAAGAAAAUAUACGAAAAGAAAACUGAAAUGUAGCGAGUAGCUAUCCUGAGUACCAAUCAGUUGGUAGGAAUGCUAUUGCACGGCUUUACUAUCAUUUGAAGAGACGCUUACCACAUCUCACUUUCUUAAGUAUGAUUUGCGGGAAUCCCUCGGGAAAAGAUCGGGAUCGUGUUUGGCAUGGAUUAAAGAAAAAGACUGUAUCUUAGUCCAAAGUAGAAACUGACUCCUUUUGCUUUCAUAGACCCUUAUAAAAUACCGUAAUCCUAUUCAGAUCGUGACUAAGCCUCCUUUGAAUGCACGUAAAACAAAGGACACGUUAUAGUAGCCCAUUGUUGUACUGCAUCAUUGUGGAGCUAGUUAUGUAUCUGCAUAUUAGUAGUAUUUUUAUGCAAAGGUUUUACAACGUUACUAUCAUAUCCUGACUAUACAAAUGCUUUCUAUUUGGUCAGUUAAUCGCCGUAUGGAUAUCCUGGGUUCUGGUAUCCAGGGUACCGUAUGGAAAGUGGUCAGUCAGUAGGUAUUCGUUGAGUUCUGUCUCAAAUGUAAUGAUCAUAUUAUUUUCCAGAAAAUCUAUUAAAUUUCAUUCAUUUUU
Messenger RNA from Actinia tenebrosa (Australian red waratah sea anemone), 1585 nucleotides. RefSeq lists its product as uncharacterized. Lineage: Eukaryota; Metazoa; Cnidaria; Anthozoa; Actiniaria; Actiniidae. Gene Ontology annotation, molecular function: hydrolase activity. The record is from RefSeq and is a predicted model, not a curated record.